This is a messenger RNA of Rosa chinensis, 1284 nucleotides long. RefSeq lists its product as uncharacterized. The transcript is spliced from 3 exons. The record is from RefSeq and is a predicted model, not a curated record. Lineage: Eukaryota; Viridiplantae; Streptophyta; Magnoliopsida; Rosales; Rosaceae. The coding region runs from base 48 to 506 and encodes 152 amino acids.
UCGAGGAGAAGGGUGAAGAUGAUGAUGACAACAACAACCAUGAUGGAAUGUCUGCUACUUUUGUGGACAUGCCUCCUCCUGAGCGUUUUGAGCAAGUUGAAACAGUUCAGGGAAAGCAAAAGUAUCCAGAGGAUGCCUAUGAACCUCAAAUCACUGAAACUACUGCUCCUGAAAUUCAAAUUUCAGAAUUGAGAGAGGAUCAGGCUUCAGAGAUUAGAGAUGAUUUUCCAGGCAGUCCCAUCCAUGAGGAACAGGCUAAAGAUCCAGAGGAGAAGGAGAUGGAGAAUGAAGUUCAGUUUGGUCUGGUAAUUUUCAGCAUCCUCAAGUUCAUUGUCCUCCAUGCAUUUAUGAACCAGUUAACCACCUCCUUAUUUUUCUGCAAAGUAAAUUUCCACUCGCGGUCCCUCAAAUGGAGCCAAAUGUUGCAUUUAAGCAAAGAGAGAUAUCUUAGAAAGAGGGAGACUUGCGAGAACCCUCAAAUCCCAUUACUGUUCUUCCGGAAGUGAGUUUGCCACUUAAAAAAAUAAUCCACUAUCAAAAGUUAUGUACCACUUGCCAUUUCCGAUCAAUCCUUAAUAGCUUCUUGUUUUGCAAUUCAGGCGGUACUUCUUGUGACCGCUACUCAACAAAGGCUGCAAGCUGCACUUGAGCUGCUCAGGUCCCCUUCCAGUUCUAGUCCACACUCACCAGAGGUUGCAGCAGCUAAGGCCACCCUCCUGGAAUUGAUAAAGAAGCCUAUAGAUGAAGUGGUUGACCAUGAUCAUGAUCUAGAGUCCAGAUUUCAUUAUGCUUGUACACUCUUAGUCAAGCAGCAAGUGCUUUCUGCUGGGGUUAUCCAGGGACUUGAUGCGCUAUUGGUAGAACUUUGUGGCUCUAAUCUGCGUUGUUGUACCAUAACUGCAUAUUUGGUUGCACAGAAAGAUAAACCUGAUCAAGAAGCCUCUAUUGCCAACUCAUUGGAGUCUCUUGUCAAGAUAUGCAUUCAGCAAGAACAAAGUUCACAUCAACAUGCAGAGAGGAUUAUGUUGCUCUAGCAAGAACUGUUGCUUGAAGAAGAGGCUAAAGCUAAGUUGGAUCAAGAGCUGGACGACAACCUCAAACAGCUAGACCCUUUACAAGAUCAACUGGUGGCUAUUAGAAACGAUGUUAUUAUGUCUCAAGCCCUGCAGGUUGAGCUCAUCUCCCAGAAGAACAAAUCUGGGGCUCUGUGGGAUUCCAUAAGGUCUAUUAUGUAUAAACAACUGAACGAUUAGGCUUCAGUUUGGAUUUGGAACUAUGUUGGCA